AUGACCAGCACUGACGCUGCAAGGAACAAAUUCUACGAGGACCAGUAUGCUCUCCUGGCGUCUGCGUCGAAGACGGAUCAGUUGAUUGUCCUUGGUGACUUCAACGCCUGCGUCGGCACAGACCAUGCUACCUGGAGAGGAGCGUUGGGCCCCCAUGAUCUCAACGGUUUCAAUCACAAUGACCUGCUCCUCCUACGAAUCUGCGCAGAACACCGACUCAUCCUAAUGAACACCUUUUGCCCGCCGGGGCGAGAGGAGGUCACCUGA
Molecule: messenger RNA, 267 nt
Organism: Spirometra erinaceieuropaei
Lineage: Eukaryota; Metazoa; Platyhelminthes; Cestoda; Diphyllobothriidea; Diphyllobothriidae
Source: the annotation of a GenBank genome assembly